AUGGAGAACGAAAGAGGAGAGAUUGUCGAUCUCUACGUCCCCCGCAAGUGCUCUGCCACCAACCGCAUCAUCAAGGCCAACGACCACGGCUCCGUCCAGAUCUCCAUCGCCAAGGUCGACGAGACCGGCCGCUACACCGGCGAGAACCAGACCUACGCUCUGUGCGGCUUUGUGCGCGCGCGCGGCGAGAGCGAUGACUCGCUGAACCGCCUGACGCAGCGCGAUGGUUACCUCAAGAAUGUGUGGUCUGCUAGCCGGUAA
Molecule: messenger RNA, 261 nt
Organism: Aspergillus glaucus CBS 516.65
Lineage: Eukaryota; Fungi; Ascomycota; Eurotiomycetes; Eurotiales; Aspergillaceae
Gene: rps21
Product: 40S ribosomal protein eS21
Exons: 2
Coding region: 1-261 (86 amino acids)
Biological process (GO): endonucleolytic cleavage in ITS1 to separate SSU-rRNA from 5.8S rRNA and LSU-rRNA from tricistronic rRNA transcript (SSU-rRNA, 5.8S rRNA, LSU-rRNA); translation; endonucleolytic cleavage to generate mature 3'-end of SSU-rRNA from (SSU-rRNA, 5.8S rRNA, LSU-rRNA)
Cellular component (GO): cytosolic small ribosomal subunit; ribosome
Molecular function (GO): structural constituent of ribosome
Source: RefSeq, a predicted model, not a curated record